AAAGCAGAAUGACAGGAAUGCAAGAAUUAAUGCGUGGACACUCGUGUCAGUUUUAAGCUCAGCAGGUCUGUGGCUGAACUGUGCCCCAGCAUUUAAACUGUGAUGCUUGGAUCUAAAUGGUUGUAAUUCCUUGUCUUGAAACAGAGAGAACGUGAGCUCGAGGAAGGAGGUGUUGGAAUGAGCUUGACUCAAGAGAACGCUGGGAGGAAGGAGGAGGGUGGGAAGCGAGAGAUGAUAAGCCCAGCUCUGAGAGAAGCGCUCACAAAACAAGGUUACAAGCUGAUUGGGAGCCAUUCUGGGGUGAAGCUCUGCCGAUGGACAAAGACAUCAUACAAAUCCAGUGGGCACAGAGUGGCAAUGGAAGAUGGACCAACCUGAAAUGAUCUUGCAGGAGGCUAUUGAGAACCAUCAGAAUAUGAUCAAGCAGUUCAAAGGCGUCUCAGGAUUACAAGCAGCUCGCUUUGAGGAAGCAAUGACCGCAAAGCAGUGCGCACUGUCACUGGUGGGAGAGCCCAUCAUGUACCCGGAGAUCAACCGGUUUGUGAGGCUCCUGCACCAGCACAGCAUCUCUACCUUCCUGGUUACAAAUGCACAGUUCCCAGAUGAGAUUAGGAACCUUGAGCCAGUGACGCAGCUGUAUGUCAGCGUGGAUGCCAGCACCAAGGAAAGCCUGAAGAGAAUUGAUUGGCCCCUCUUCAGGGAUUUCUGGCAGAGGUUUCUGGACAGUUUAAAGGCCUUGUCUGAAAAGGUACCCAGUAAAGAGUGUGCUCUGAAAUAUUCUUUCUUCUUGGCCGUAUCCACUCAGUACAAACGGAGAAGACUUGAGAGGCUUAAGAUGGACCGUGGAGUGGGUUCUGGGUGUAUUCGGAGCAUAUUUACAUGUUUUAUACAUUGAAGUGUAUAAAGUCCAGCACGUUUGAUCAGUUUUCCAUAUGGGGAGAAAUGUAAUGACAAAAAGAGAGCAGAAUAUGUGUCAAAUGGGACAGUAAACUCUGCUGUGAAUAUAAGAUGCUAUGAGAGAUGAAGAGAUUAUAAAAGAAUAGAACAUUUCCUAAUGGAGCAUUUACACUGCAAGCAGGCUGCUGAAGGAAAACUGGAAAUCCAGGGAAGCUUAGGAAGAGUCAUAAAUUGCCAUGUGACUCUUAGCACUGGUUCUCAAAGGAUGCAGUAGAUA
Pezoporus flaviventris is the source of this 1174-nucleotide messenger RNA. Its product is annotated as S-adenosyl-L-methionine-dependent tRNA 4-demethylwyosine synthase TYW1B-like. Gene Ontology annotation, biological process: wybutosine biosynthetic process. The transcript is spliced from 5 exons. The record is from RefSeq and is a predicted model, not a curated record. Lineage: Eukaryota; Metazoa; Chordata; Aves; Psittaciformes; Psittacidae. Gene Ontology annotation, molecular function: 4 iron, 4 sulfur cluster binding. The coding region runs from base 365 to 895 and encodes 176 amino acids.